AUGCAGGGCCCAGUUGAGUUCAGCGAGCAGCUCGAUCUGUCGUGGGGCCAACGCUGGGUGCAGCAGAACCUGACGUAUGAGCCCAGGAUUGCCGGAAGGAUUGUGGACCCAGUGGGGAGCCCCAUGACCCUGCCCAGCCCCAGGGUGGUGUCCCUCUGGCUAGUGCUCCUGCCUGGCAGCUCACGCCUCUGUCAGAAGCCCUCAGCUCACCCGGUUGGGCGGCUCCCUAGGACUCUGUUCGCCAUCAGUGGUGCUCGCAGCUCUGAGGUGUUACAGGGAAAGGAGCCAGAACAAGAUCAGCAGAGGGAAGAGUGGCUGCCUAUUGCAGGGCCCCUGGCCAUGCUGAACGAUGCCUACUUGGAGGUGACACUAUGCCCCCUAGAGGAGGUGUGGCAGCAGCUGGUUGAGGAGGCCGUGCUGCCACUGGAGGCCUGGGUGUCCAGGAUGCCAGGAACCUGGUUGUCCAGGCCCACUGGGGCAGCCCUCGAAGCCACGAGGGUCACUGUGGAGCCAGUGAGGUGGGUCGAGGGGUGGGAUGUGGGCCUGCCGGGUGAGGAUGGCUCCGACGGCUCUUCCUGUCCCUUCCCCCUCCAGGCCGCCCACCAGACGCUGUCUUGGGCCGAUGCCACCUCCUCCUGGGCCCUGAGGCGGCUCUGCAAGCCCUUGGUGGACCUGUACAGCUUCUCGGCCAGGAACUGCUCCGUGGUGGUGAUGAUGCCCCUGCUGCCCGCAGGGGACGAGCCCCUGGAUGUGGCUCGGGUGACCAGUUACCUGGUGGAGGAGAAGCUGCUGCGGCCGCUCCGAGAGCUGUCCAGGACCAACCUCCUGGCUCAGUGCUACCGGCUCAAACACCACCCGCCGGGGGGCCCCUCUGAGUGUGAGUCUCGUGCCAGCCUCCUCCAUGGCAGCAGGGCUUGGCAGCGUGGGCCCAUCUCUGCUCUUGGGCUUCCCAAGGUCCUACAGAACUGGGCCUGGCCUACAAAUCCAAGCUUUUGUCUGGAAUAUAAAAGCCUGGGCCAAGUACAGAGGUGUGGUGUGCAGCUCAGGGCUCCAGGCCAGCCCCUGCCCAGUGGGCCAUGCAGGGAAGCAAAAGGCAGACCUCCAUUCAGAGCCAGAAGGUGGCCAGUUGAGUCCAGACGCUCGGUCAGGCAGGGCCUGCAGCCACGGGUUGUGCUGGGACUGGACAUGGUGCAGAGGCUUGGAGUAUGGCCCUCUGUGGGACAUGGUUUCCAGCUCUGCCAAGAGGAUCCAGCAACGUCGCUCACUCCUAUGGGUAACGAGUGCCCAGGGUGUGGCCGGGACUGCUGUACCAGGGCGGGGUUCCUCUACUGCACGUGGGGAUGCAGUGGCUCAGGGCCUUCAUCUCCACAGUCAAUUGUAGGACAUUUUCCUUUCCCCAAGGACACUCUGAAUCCCUUAGCCACUAUCCCCAGCCUGUCACAGAUUCCCGACAUGUGUAAUAUGUAACCUUCUGUGACAGCUUCUCACGCAGCAGAAGGUUCAGGCCUGGAUCAGUCCUUGUCCCUUCUGAUCACCAAAUUGGCUGCCCAAGAGGACACUGGCCACAGAGUGGGCAAGGUGCGCUCCAGCCUCCUGGGGUGCCCGUGGGCCCCCACUGCAGGGGGCAGAGCUGGCCCUUCUCACCCUUCCUGGGGCCUCUCCUUGCCAGAUCAUGCCAUGGGGGCCGGGCCCAGGUACGUGGUGACCUUCGAUGGCCAGGUGUGGGAUUUGGGUGCCCACUGUGGCAGCCUGCUCCUGGCCAAAGAGUUUGCUCAUAACCUGUUAUCCCUGACGGUGAGCGGGGCAGGCUCAGGGCUCACAUCUCUGCGCGUGGAGCUGAAGCACACCACCCCCAUGCUCUACCCCAGCCUGGAGGUGAGCAUGUGAGAGGGGGAGGGGACAGCCACCUAGAGGGCCACAGGGCCAGUGCUUCCCUGUCUCCUGUCACGUCUCGGGCCCCAGACCUACAGGCUAUACGACACCUCCCUACCUAUGGGGAGCUGUCCGGACCUGGAUCUGCCUCCUGCCAAGAUGUGGAAACACGUCCCCGAGAUCGAUCUGACCAGUGCAGAGGACGUCUCUUGCUCCUGUGACAUCCAAGCUGGCCUCUGCAGCCUGACGUGGGGCCUCUGGCUCCACGGUGAGUCUGUGCCCUCGCUGGCAGCCCCGCACCUGCUGGCCUGGCCUCGCAUAGAUGGCAGUCAGCUCCCAGGGCCGUGGCCACGCUCCCCCAUGAGCUGCACUCCCAGUGCCCUGGUGGGGCUGGAGCCCAGGACUCCCUGGGGGCUUGCAACUCAAGCGGGCAUGGGAAGAACAGUCCAAAUGGUCUGAACUGGAGGAAGGUCAAAGGCCAUGCCUCCCUGCUUUGAUCACAUCGGGAACAGUCCCUCCUCCAGACCGGGAGGCAGCUCUGACUGCGGACGGACGAGCAGAGCUGUGCUCCCUGACCGCCGUCGGUGUACGGGUGACCAGACCGAGGUUAAUUUAUGAGUCCAUGCUGCCACAGCCG
Messenger RNA from Manis pentadactyla (Chinese pangolin), 2509 nucleotides. RefSeq lists its product as uncharacterized. Lineage: Eukaryota; Metazoa; Chordata; Mammalia; Pholidota; Manidae. The coding region runs from base 1 to 1467 and encodes 488 amino acids. The record is from RefSeq and is a predicted model, not a curated record. The transcript is spliced from 4 exons.